UCAGCAGUGUGGUUUUGAUUUCAAAAAAGACAUCAGUGUGAAUUCUAGAGAAUUGGUUUUCUUGCUUCUGUCUUCUUAUGGUGCAACACUCAGUGAAGUUGACUUGGAAAUAUAUGAUCUCAUGUUUGAAAUUGAGUCUGCUAGUGAAUCAAAUUCUGGAAGCAUUGCUGAGAUGGAUUACCUUUGGAGAGCUGCUACUAUAAAAGUAAGAAAAGAACGAGAACAGGAGCAGGAUCUGUCAUCUGUUAAUAUGAAUGAUGUUGAAGCAGUUGAAGAACGCCGAAGAAGUCAAUUUAGGGAAAACCUCCCUGUUGACCCCAAAGUGUGUGCAACUACUAUGCUACAUUUUUCUUAUGAUAGAACUGUAAGUGAGGGAACUUUAUUCUUGUCCAAGUAUCGGCAUGAUAAUUCUGAGACACCUUAUGCAAAUGUUGAGAAAAUACGAAUAUAUGAUCCUGUUUUCAUAUUGCACUUCUCAAUUCAUAGUCUGUCAAUGGGUUACAUUGAGCCUAUGGAGUUUGCUAGUUUAGGGUUGCUCGCAAUUGCAUUCGUUAGCAUAUCUUCACCACAUGAUGAGAUGAGGAAAUUGGGUUAUGAGGCUCUUGGAAGAUUCAAGACUGCAUUAGAGAGGUGUCAAAAGAGGGAGGGUUUAGUGCGACUUCGGCUUUUGUUGACGUAUUUGCAAAAUGGUAUAGAAGAUCCUUGGCAGAGGAUUCCUUCUAUCAUUGCUAUGUUUGUUGCAGAGGCUUCUUUCAUAUUACUGGACUCUUCACCUGAUCAUUAUUUAACCAUAAGUAACUUUUUGUUGCGCUCUCCGAGGGUGAAUGUGAAGUGUAUACCAUUAUUUGAAACUUUUUUUUGGAGCAACACUGUGAAGUUUAGGACACUCAGACUUUGGAUACUUCGUCUCUUGUAUGCUGGGCUAAAUUCAGAUGAUGAUGCUCAAAUAUAUAUCAGGAACAAAUAUAUAUCAGCAUUGUGA
This is a messenger RNA of Camellia sinensis, 982 nucleotides long. RefSeq lists its product as uncharacterized. Gene Ontology annotation, biological process: maturation of LSU-rRNA from tricistronic rRNA transcript (SSU-rRNA, 5.8S rRNA, LSU-rRNA); maturation of 5.8S rRNA from tricistronic rRNA transcript (SSU-rRNA, 5.8S rRNA, LSU-rRNA). Gene Ontology annotation, cellular component: nucleolus. NCBI's taxonomy places the organism in Eukaryota, Viridiplantae, Streptophyta, Magnoliopsida, Ericales, Theaceae. The record is from RefSeq and is a predicted model, not a curated record.